AUUGUCUGACCAUCUCUGACCUGACACCAUCAUGAUCCCCAUCUCUCUCUCCUACCACACCCCUUCUUGGAGGCUCCCCCCUUCUUUCCCAUAAUUGUACAACUUUGCUCUGUCCGUUCUGUCCUCCCCUUCCUUCCCUCACCUUAUCCUCAUUUAUUUCUCUUUUAAGUCCUUUUACCGACUCCUUUUCUGGUAAAAAUCAAAAUACACAAUAAAAAUCCCAGAUGCCUGUUUUUUAGUCCUUCCUUUGUGGUGGUGUUGGUGGCGGUGGUCCUUUGCUUGCACUUUCCCAAGUGGCAUGAAGGCAGAGGCAGUACCCAUGUUCCUAACCCAUAGCUAGCCCGCCUGCAUCUUCAGUACUAUACAAUUAUCAAAUUUUAAGCUACUGUAAUCUACGGGAGAUGGAUUCGAUCUUGGUGUAAAGAGGUAGCACACUACCCUAAUCAGCUGGCCUAGCUCAUGUCUUCACUUUCACGUUGGUAUUGGAUUGUACAUGCCUGAUGAAGGGCAAGCUGAUAACAUCACUCUUAAGAAAGUUUCUUGAAUUCUCCGUGUGAUUAGUCAUAUAGAAGAAACAAAGUCCUUGACUUCACUGCCCUGCUGAAACAUGUUAACACAAAACUUGAACUUGGAAUUUGAAAAUAAUUCAGAAGUCACGAACCAAGUAACUUCGAACGUACCUCUGCAAGAAGAAUCCCCUGACGCCUCUAAGGACAGCACAACCACUUCUUCGUGCCUCACAAAUCAGACAAACCAUCAACAACAAGAUCCCGGGCCUGUUUCACUUGACUUGACACUCCAGUUUUGCUCCAGCGACGUUGAAUUGAAGGGCACAGGGGAGACAAGUAGUGAGACAGCUGCACCCCCUACUUCAGAAGGAACAAACCCAAGGGUAUUCUCAUGCAACUACUGUAAGCGUAAGUUCUAUAGCUCACAGGCACUUGGUGGCCAUCAGAAUGCUCACAAGAGGGAGAGGACAAUGGCCAAGCGUGCUAUGCGUAUGGGAAUGUUUACCGACAGGUAUACUAGCUUGGCAUCUCUCCCCCUACAUGGUUCUGCCGCUUCUGCAUUCCGGUCUCUUGGCAUCCAAGCUCAUUCUGCAGUGCACCAAAACACGAUGGUAUCAUCAGAUCAUCCGAGGUUCCCUGUCCCCGACACAAGAGGCGUAGCGAGGUUUCAACAUGGCUAUUUUGGAGUGCCGGUGUUCAUGGACGAGGAUGACGAGGGCAUGUUUUGGCCCGGGAGUUUCCGGCAGGUAGGCAAGGGAGUUGGAGGUCAUUACAAUGUGCAAUCUGCACAAAAUCCAAACAUGAAUUCAGGAACAAGCAUGGCACCAAGAAAUAAUACAAGUUCGUCUUCACCUGAUCUUACUCUAAAGCUUUGAGAUUUUUGUUGUUGUGUUUAAUUAGAUAUAUUUCCUACUAAUUAAGCAUGCAUGCUGACAUUAAUCAAAUAGUAUUAAUAUUAACUUUGUGCAGUGAGAUAUGCCAUUUGUAACGGCUGCAGAGAUUUCUAAAUUGUUUUUCUGGUUGUAUCUGUUUCUUAAGUUCAUAAUUAAUUAAGGAUGUUCUUGUUGUUGCUA
Pyrus x bretschneideri (Chinese white pear) is the source of this 1582-nucleotide messenger RNA. RefSeq names its product zinc finger protein 4. The record is from RefSeq and is a predicted model, not a curated record. The transcript is spliced from 3 exons. NCBI's taxonomy places the organism in Eukaryota, Viridiplantae, Streptophyta, Magnoliopsida, Rosales, Rosaceae. The coding region runs from base 608 to 1384 and encodes 258 amino acids. Gene Ontology annotation, biological process: negative regulation of abscisic acid-activated signaling pathway.